Molecule: messenger RNA, 1505 nt
Organism: Cryptomeria japonica (Japanese cedar)
Lineage: Eukaryota; Viridiplantae; Streptophyta; Pinopsida; Cupressales; Cupressaceae
Product: 29 kDa ribonucleoprotein B, chloroplastic
Exons: 4
Coding region: 193-1086 (297 amino acids)
Cellular component (GO): cytosol
Molecular function (GO): mRNA binding
Source: RefSeq, a predicted model, not a curated record
CAAGACAGACGCAUAAAAAUAUCUCUGCCCGCCUUAUCAACAAUCCUGGUGGUAUGUGAUUGGUGGUGGAUAGAUUUUUAUAGCCAGUACAUGACCUAAAAUACUUCCCAAACAUAUAGUAUUGUUGCCAAACAAGCCCUGUUCCUCAUUUUUGAUGAGCAAGUGCUGAGAUUGUUUGAAGAAGUAAACACCAUGGCAGCUUCAGCUUCUUUCUCAGUGGCAACUGCCCAUGUUCAUUUCAAUGCUAUGCCGCCAUUGAUAGAGCUGCCAUUAGCAAAAGCCACAUGUUCUCGUGCUUACAUGCCCAGUGCCUGCGCCUUGGAAGUUUCUUAUUCCUCCUCCUCUUCAUCCAACAAUGCUCUUGUUAUAACCCCCCUCACCAAGAAGAAGAGGGUGUUUAAAUUAUUUUCAUCGAUAAUUACCCAAGAAGGAAUGCCACUUGCAGCGAAUGAGGAGGAAGAGGAGCCACAAUUAUCUGGAGAAGAAACAUCAGAGUCAGAAUCGGGACAAGAGGCCUCUGCAGAAUAUACCCAAGAGUCGGAGCCUCCUGUUGGCUCUAAAAUCUAUGUGGGCAAUCUGCCUUAUAGUUGUGACAGUGCUGAAUUGGCUGGGUUAGUACAGGAGUAUGGGAGUGCAGAGAUUGUAGAGGUAAUUUAUGAUCGGGAUACUGGGAGAAGUCGAGGAUUUGCUUUUGUCACAAUGAGCAGCCCUGAGGAUGCUAAUGCAGUCAUUGAGAAUCUUAAUGGGAGAGAACUUGGUGGUCGCUCUUUGAAAGUAAACUUGCCAGAAAAGCCAAGGGCGAGAGAAAGACCAAGUUUCAACAGCUACGCUGAUAAGGAACAUAAGGUGUUUAUAGGUAAUCUUGCAUGGAGUGUAAAUGAUGAAAUACUGACGGAGGUGUUCAGUGAACAUGGUAAUGUGGUGGGUGCAAAAGUCCUGUAUGAUGAAACAGGAAGAUCCCGAGGUUUUGGGUUUGUUUCUUUCUCAUCACAUUCUGAAGUUGAAGCUGCUGUUGCUUCACUAAAUGGAACGGAAUUGGAGGGGCGACCAAUGCGAGUGGAUGUAGCAAUUGGGAGGCGCAGUUAACUAAGUAAUUCAUGAGCUGACAUAAAUUGCUCUAAGGCAUGAUUUAUACUCUCAGAAAAGCUAGCAAAUGUGCAUAUACAGCUGAGUAAAUUGCCUUCAGACUUUGCCUGAGAUCGUUAUGCUCAAAAUAAAAUUCACUUAAAUAUUUUCAUCUCUUUGUAAUAGAAUUUUGCAUAUAUUGAUUAUUAACGCGGCAACUUAGAUAUAGAAGUACCAUUGGUGGAGGUAGUAUUGAUCCGCAUAUAUCUUAAUCAUCUCGUAGAUAAUUGAAAGAAUAUUAUGAUUGUUAUGGUCAAAGAAAAAAUAUCCUAAAAAUGGCUGGUUUUUUAGAUGUAUUCUUCAAAAUGCCAUCUCUUAGGAUUUACUUAUCUUCAGGUGUAAAAUCAAUAAUAUCUGCAAUAAAAAAUACCUUGAAAUUC